Cottoperca gobio is the source of this 3317-nucleotide messenger RNA. RefSeq names its product transcription elongation regulator 1 like (gene tcerg1l). Bases 329 to 1894 code for a protein of 521 amino acids. NCBI's taxonomy places the organism in Eukaryota, Metazoa, Chordata, Actinopteri, Perciformes, Bovichtidae. The transcript has 15 exons. Gene Ontology annotation, molecular function: transcription coregulator activity; RNA polymerase binding. Gene Ontology annotation, cellular component: nucleus. The record is from RefSeq and is a predicted model, not a curated record.
AGCUCUUUUGCACGCGGACUCUGGUAUUUUUCUACCUCCAGGAGUCUUAUUGUCUGCUGCUGUUGUCUGUCUCUCUACCUGUCAGUCUCUCUGCGUGCUAACGUCACUGUUGCUCCGUGUCGCUCCCGGUGUGUUCCUUCCUUCACUUUUACCGGAUGGAGGAUCAUCAGUGAAGACCUCUGAGAGCUGAAGAGACGUUCAGGACGGACCAGAGCGGAGAAGGUCGGCAGUCCUGCCAAUCCGGGAGCAGUUCACCGGGAGAGAAGCUGGGCUGCUCCGCAGGUCGGUAGAUGACACAUACUGGAAUUCUACCGGUGGUGAUGUCAUCAUGAUGCUGCCAGUCUCCAGGUUUAAAGGUCAGCCGGUUGGCAUGGUAAACAACACACCACCCUGGCUGUCCUUCAGCACUGACCCCGCCCCCCGCUGGCUGUGGUUGGCCAGCUGGUCGGCAGCUUCGUACCAGGCCAUGCCCCCUCUGGUAUUCUACCCCCCAGCUGUGUGGAUACCUGAACACACACACCUGAUACAGUGGGAGCGUCCAUCUGUUGAAGUAGUUCCUGUCGUUCCACCCUUUUAUUGCGCUUCAACUCUUCGUCCUCCUCAUCCUCUACUCAAGCAGGAAGUGGCCGUGUUCCUGCGGGGAGACCAACCCCUCCUCUUGACCAAUCAUAUCAUCCAGAAGCCAGAAAGACACGCCCCAAGGACAGGCCUGCUGCGACCCUCAGGUGGAGCUUACGGGAAGUGGGCAGGACUUCAAAUACAGAGAGACAAUGGGGCGUGGCCUAUCAUUCUGACUAAUCAGCGGGAUAGAGGAGUGUGGUCACGACCUAUCAUCAGCCUGGAGAGAAGACUGGCUCCGCCCUCUCAGCAGUGUGUAUUUGGACCUGUCUCUCCCUCUCAGCUCUGUAGUGAUGGGUGGCCUGUCUUACCUGUCCAGGUGAUAAAGGAAGUUCAUCCCUCUUUCUUUUCUUCACGGUUCUCUUCCCGUUUCACUCUGCUGACAAACUACAGACACAAGAAGCUAGGGAUGAGUGGAGAUAAAGUUUCUUACCGAAGAGCGUUAAUGAUGAGGACGGCAAGGACAAUGGACAACAAUAAACGGUGUGUUGGUGUGUCAGUAGGAGAGGAGGAAGAGGAUGGAAGUAAAGGAGGAAGCAAAGACAAACGUCCUGUUGCCUCCACAGCUGUCCCGGGGUCGCCAUGGUGUGUGGUGUGGACUGGAGACGACCGGGUCUUCUUCUUUAAUCCCACAAUCCAUCUGUCUGUCUGGGAGAGACCGGGCGAGCUGAUUGGUCGAGACAUCAGUGGCAUCAUGGAGGACCCGCCCCACAAGAGGAGGAAGAUGACAGUCGACAGCAGCUCCAGCUGUCAUUCACCUGGUCUCCACGGUAACGAUGAAGAUAAUGAACAUGAGCACAAAAGGAAUAGAAUAAAGGAGUCGAUGUCUCUCGUCCCUCGUCCAGGAGAAGUUAAACUCCCCGUGGAGCUUCGUAUCGCUCAUUUUAGGGAAAUGAUGUUGGAGAGAGGGGUGUCGGCUUUCUCCAACUGGGAAAAGGAGCUGCAUAAAAUGGUGUUUGACCCUCGAUACCUGCUGCUGACUUCAGUUCAGAGGAAACAGAUAUUUGAUCAGUUUGUGAAGAGCAGGGUGAAGGAAGAGUACAAGGAGAAGAAGAGUAAACUCCAGAAAGCUAGAGAAGACUUCAAACAGCUGCUGGAGAAGGCCAAGAUUACCAGCAGGUUGACCUUUAAGAAGUUCUGUGCUCGUUACCGUGGUGACCAGAGGUUUGAUGCCCUCAACAAGAAGAAGGAACAGGAAAUACUCUUCCACCAUUACAUCACUUCCUUAAAGAAACAAAACAAGGAGAACAGAGCCAGACUGAGGAAGAUGAGAUGAGAAUGAUGUUCUUCCAGAACCUUUCAGAAACCUUCAGAAACCCCCCCAGGUCCUUCCUGUGAUGGCUGGCAUUAAUGGAUCCUGGUUUCAAAGGCUGGUUUCUCUUGGAGUAACCAGAUCAGGACCACAGAGACCAGACUGGAACCAGAUGAUCUGAGUGGUUCUGACCAGCAGCAUCAGACAGGUUUCUGUUUUCUGGACUGUUGUGGACUGAUGUGAACUUGACCUGCUGAACUGGUCCCAAACUUGACUGAAAAGAUCUGAGAUCAGAAAGGUUCAUCUGUCUUAAUGUCUGUUUGUCGCUCUGGCCCUGCUGGACUAAUCAAUUAACCAAUCAAUACAUAAAAGACAAUAACAAAUAUGUUAAACUUACAGACAUCUUCAAUACAUUUGGUCAGAAUAAAAACAAGUCUUGUUCAGACCGGUUUUGGUCAAAUUUCAGACAGAUUGGAGACGCAAAGCUUCAAACGCCUUCUGGCCACCGAUCGUCAUCAAAGGUCCUGAUGACUACAUACUUAUAGGACUGCAUACUACAUACUCAUAGGACUACAUACUACAUACUCAUAGGACUGCAUACUACAUACUCAUAGGAAAGCACACUUCAUACCCAGGACUACAUACUACAUACUCAUAUGACUACAUACUACAUACUCAGGACUACAUACUACAUACUAAGGACUACAUACUCAUAGGACUACAUACUACAUACUCAUAGGACUACAUAGUACAUACUCAUAGGACUGCACACUACAUACCCAUAGGACAGCAUACUACAUACCCAGGACUACAUACUACAUACUCAUAGGACUACAUACUACAUACUCAGGACUACAUACUCAGGACAACAUACUACAUACUCAUAGGACUACAUACUAUAUACUCAGGACUACAUACUCAUAGGACUAAAUAUUACAUACUCAUGGGACUACAUACUACAUACUCAUGGGACUACAUACCACAUAUUCAUAAGACUACAUACUUCAGCAGCGCGGUUGUUGGAGGGCGAAAUGAUGGACCUCCGUUUCCCAUUCUCCGUCUUCUUACGUCGUUACUGCCGUCUUCAUCUUUAUCACAGCAACCCAUGCUGAUCGUUUGUACAUUGUUGAACAAUGAGUGCUGGCUUCACUGGGCAUGAGAACAUGAAACUUGACUGUUAAAUAACUCCCAGGACUCCCCCCCCCCCUUCUUCAUGUCGGAGUUGUUCUUCUGUUUGACAUUAUGUUGCUGUAAACUUGAUAUAAACCCGCCCUCUCACCUGUCAGCUCCAUGGUGCUUUGAUUGGACAGAUCAGUGUCCUGAUUGGAUGUUCUUUAGUGUCCUCCCUUUUCAUUGGAUGGUGCUUGUGUGUUAGAAUGAUCUUUGUGUUCUGACGUCUCACUGGCUGUUGUUAAUGAAGUGUUUUAAUUAAACUGUUCCCCCAACA